This is a messenger RNA of Sclerotinia trifoliorum, 727 nucleotides long. Lineage: Eukaryota; Fungi; Ascomycota; Leotiomycetes; Helotiales; Sclerotiniaceae. The record is from the annotation of a GenBank genome assembly.
UCCCAUAAAGUUAUCCAAAAUAAGCCUACUUUACAAUGUGUGCCUCGAGCCAGAAAUCCGCUUCUUCCUCAACGUCCUCAAAACAGUACAUUUCGACUCCCUCAACCUCCUCAAAGACAAAGUCCACCUCAUCUUCCUCUUCUCGAAAGGUCCAGCACGGAUCACGUACCUCUCACCACUCUUCAUCUUCGUCCGCAAUUUCAUCAUCCGCUUCUCCAUCUCGAUCAUCUCACAAGGAUCCAGCAAACCAGAAAUUUGAGGGUGAAGCAAUCAACCGAUAUGAGAACGAACCUAGGGAUUACAAGUCUUGGACCGUGGAGGAAUAUGAUGCAUACCAGGAGCAAGCGAAAGAUGAACAUUGGGAUUACGUGAAGAGGAAUGUGGAAGGUGUUGAAUGGGCGAGUUGAGGCGAUCUUGAUUCGAGAGGAAGAGACAGCGGAGUCUAUGGGUUAUGCAGCGGUUGCAUGAUGUGAUAUGGAAAUGAGCACCAAACAGUGCCAAUGGGACUAAAGAUGUGUUAUGUGAUGACGGGCUUACGAUUACGAUUUUCCUACUAUAUCUAGGGAUGGGGAUCAUGCUAUUCAACAUGGGACUUGGAGGAGCGGGGUAAGAAAGAGACAAAGACAUGUAUAGAGUGUACUAUAUACAUACAAGACCAGCUUAUAGGCUGAUCAGGAUAGAAGUAUGAAGUAGAGAUGGCUCGAGGCCUUGGGCAUGCAUGACACCC